AUAUCUAGCAUUCUACUGUAGUGGCAACGAUGAUGGCCGUGUCUCUGCAGCUGCGCCCAAUCCCUCGUCUCCCUCCGUCGAGAAAUCGCUGCGCAGGCACAAGUCCGCGGAUGGCCGCCUUGAGCUGCAGAUACAACCAGCCUACCAAUGUGCAAGGGCGAACAAGGCUCACAAGCCACAUAACACGCAGAGAUGCCCUGUCGUUCAUGUCAUCCGGCGUGCUGGCCGCAUUCGUGCUCGUGGUGGCCAGUCCGGCAGAAGCUAGACCUUCGAGAUUGGAGAACAAAAGGAAAGCCCUGGAGAAGCUUGAGAAGCUCCGGGAGAAGGCGUUAGGCCCGAAGGAGAAGAGCGGAGCCACCGGUAACGGUAAGGAGAUGCCCCCUCCGGCGAACUUGCUAAUCCCUCCUGCCGCCGUGGAGGCUUUCUUGUGAAAGGCAGUCUGCCGAUGGACCCUUCCCUUGUGUUAAAUGGCGAGGCUAGUCUGAGUUUGUACGUUGUUGGAGUCUUGUAUGACUAUGCCAACUGGAAAAUGAAAUGAAAGUGAGCUUGCAUGCU
Molecule: messenger RNA, 555 nt
Organism: Zea mays
Lineage: Eukaryota; Viridiplantae; Streptophyta; Magnoliopsida; Poales; Poaceae
Product: tat pathway signal sequence family protein
Source: RefSeq, marked validated